AUGAGCGAUGCAAAGCUUGGAACUUGUGAUCCAGAGAAAAUUCCAUUGCGAUACAGAAAAAAAACUAAAGACAAGAAUAAUCCUAGAGCAGAAAUGGUGGGUUUUGGACAUGGAGAGUCACUCAGCAAAGCACUUGCUGAUGUGACGACGGAGCUCACCGUUUAUUCAGAAGAUUCGGAUGAUGAUAAUGAUCAAGAUACCAGUCAUCUUAUUUCUUCUUCGCCGAUGAAUUUGCAGCCACGUGUUAGCUUUGAGGAAUCCAAAAAAAAUGGAGUUAAGACCAAGCGUACGGAGAUUGAAAGAGAAAGUGAAAAUGUUUGGACUAUUUCUGUCCAGAUGUUUAUUCCUUUUUUACUUGCUGGAUUCGGGAUGGUCGCAGCGAGUCUUUUACUUGAUGUCGUCCAACACUGGCCAGUAUAUCAAGUAGUAUCAGAGGUGUAUAUUUUGGUACCGGCAUUAUUGGGGUUGAAAGGAAACCUCGAAAUGACUCUGGCCUCUCGGCUGUCUACCCACGCGAAUCUGGGUCACAUGGACACAGAGAAGCAGCAGUGGACGUUAAUAAUUGGUAAUCUAGCGCUGAUCCAAUGCCAGUCGAUGGUGGUUGGCUUAUUGGCGUCCUUGGCAGCCGUGAUCUUCGGAUGGAUACCAGAGGCUCACUUUAAUAUUCACCAUGGACUAUUAUUGUGUGCCAGUGCACUUGUCACAGCCUCUGUUGCCAGUUUCCUGCUUGGUCUUGUAAUGGUCGCGGUUAUAUUGCUCUCUAAACGGAUGAACAUUAACCCUGACAAUGUUGCCACCCCAAUUGCUGCAUCGCUCGGUGAUUUGACAACACUCGCGUUACUGUCAUGGGUAGCCUCCCUUUUGUAUCGAUCUAUCGACAAUCAACCAUGGAUUGCACCCACUAUGAUUGUCUGCUGUCUAUUAGCGACGCCCGUUUGGGGAUAUAUUGCUGCUAAGAAUCCUUUUACCAAAGAAGUUCUUAACUAUGGUUGGAGUCCUGUUAUUUCAGCUAUGUUAAUCAGCAGCAUCGGUGGAUUGAUAUUAGACUUUACAAUAUCUAAUUACAAAGGCAUAGCUGUUUUUCAAUUGGUAAUUAAUGGGGUUGGAGGAAAUUUAGUUGCUGUGCAAGCAUCAAGAAUAUCGACAUCUCUUCAUUUAGAACAACACAACGGAAAAGUGGAAAAACCUUUGAAAAUUUGUAUUAGCCCUAUUGAUGCAUUUUUAUCUCCUGGUGGGCAUUCAAGAAUUGCCAGAAUUUUACUAAUGAUGGUAAUACCUGGUCACUUAAUAUUUAGUUAUACUAUAAGUUAUCUCCGAGCAGGACAUACUUCCUUUACGGCGACAUUUAUUGUCGUGUAUCUAUUAGCGGCACUUUUACAAGUAAUUUUACUUUUAUACCUCGCUCAAUUGAUGGUUGUUUGGAUGUGGUCGCGCGGCAUGGAUCCUGAUAGCUCAGCGAUUCCGUAUCUUACGGCUGCUGGUGAUUUAUUGGGAACAGCAUUGUUAGGUAUCGCUUUCUAUAUUCUUUACGAAAUCGGUGAUAAAGAUUCAGAUGUCGGAGAUUAA
Molecule: messenger RNA, 1566 nt
Organism: Cotesia congregata
Lineage: Eukaryota; Metazoa; Arthropoda; Insecta; Hymenoptera; Braconidae
Source: the annotation of a GenBank genome assembly